Molecule: messenger RNA, 2086 nt
Organism: Rhodotorula graminis WP1
Lineage: Eukaryota; Fungi; Basidiomycota; Microbotryomycetes; Sporidiobolales; Sporidiobolaceae
Exons: 7
Coding region: 1-1983 (660 amino acids)
Molecular function (GO): protein binding
Source: RefSeq, a predicted model, not a curated record
AUGGAGGGCGUCUCGGCCGCGCCGCCCGGUCACAAGACGACGGCGCCCGCGUCCCUCUCGAGCACGCCCGACCUCGUCCACCAGGCCAAGAUGGACGUCGAGGACGACCACCACCGUCGCGGUCCGCCCCUGUCCGACACGCCCGGCGGCGACUGCCGCAACGUCUGCAUCCGCCACGCCCGCAUGGCCAACGGCUCGACCAACCUCAUGCUCCAGAAGUCGCUCGAGGACCUCGCCCCGCACGAGCAGCAGGCCGUCAACACCGUGUGGAGCCUGUUCUCGUCGUCGCCCGCCCGCCGCCGCCUCCUCAUCCUCCGCGGCCUCCUCACCAUCGCGUGCCCGUCCCAGCUGUCGUUCCUCCAAGAAGCGCUCAGCCUCGAGAUGCGCCUCGACCCGGUCGAGCUCCUGCCGCGCGAGGUGACGCUCAAGAUCUUCGGCUACCUCGACGCCAUCACGCUCGGCCGCGCCGCCCAGGUGUCGCGCGCGUGGAAGGGCAUGGCCGACGACGACCUCCUGUGGCGCACCAUGUGCGAGCAGCACAUCGAGCGCAAGUGCGAGAAGUGCGGGUGGGGCCUGCCGCUCCUCGGCGAGCGCCGCCGCAAGGCCCGCCUCGCCAUGAACGCGCUCCCGACCUCGCGCGCCGGCGAGACGAGCCGAGGGCGCGACAGCGACGUGCGCCGCAUGCUCAUGGACACGGCGACGUCGGCCAUGCAGGCCCAGCGCUCCAAGACGAGCUCGCCCACCCCGUCGCGCCCGUCCUCCCCUCGACCGUCGCGCUUCGCCCCGUCGUCCACCGCCACCGCACCCGUCACCGAGCUCCCGCCGGCACUGCCGCUCACGCGGCCGUGGAAGCACGUCUACUGCGAGCGGCUCGCGAUCGAGCGCAACUGGCGCCGAGGGACGUGCGCCGCGACGGUCCUGUCGGGCCACACCGACUCGAUCACGUGCCUCCAGGUGGCCGAGGACCUGCCGCACCCGUCGUUCCCCGUCCUCAUGACGGGCUCGUGGGACCGGUCGGUGCGCAUCUGGAACCUCGAGACGGGCAAGGAGGUCGGCGUCCUGCGCGGCCACACGCGCGGCGUGCGCGCGCUCCAGUUCGACGCGCUCAAGCUCGUCACGGGCUCGAUGGACUCGACGCUCAAGAUCUGGAACUGGCGCACGGGCGAGUGCAUGCGCACCCUGCGCGGCCACCGCGACGCCGUCAUCUGCCUCACGUACGACAAGCAGCUCCUCGUUUCGGGCUCGGGCGACUCGACGAUCCGGGUGUGGGACUUUGGGACCGGCGAGGUCUACACGCUCCGCGGCCACUCGGAGUGGGUCAACUCGGUCGCGCUGUGGGACUCGAAGGCCGACGGCGCUGCCGGUCCAGGCGGUGCGGCGACGAGCGCGGGCGACCUCGGCGCGCCCAUCAGCAACCCGGAGCAGGCCAAGCAGUCGUCGAUGGGCAAGUACCUGUUCUCGGCGUCGGACGACGCGACGAUCCGCGUGUGGGACCUGUACUCGCGCACGUGCGUCCGCGUCCUGUCGGGCCACGUCGCCCAGGUCCAGAGCCUCAAGGUAUACGUCGUCGGGCCGGGCGAGGACCAGGGCACGGCCGCGUUCCCCGCGUCGCUCCUCCAGCCGCCGGCGACGACGCCCGGCCCCGACUUCGAGUUUGCGUCCGACAAGAAGCCCAUGGUCGUCUCGGCGUCGCUCGACAACACGGUGCGCGUGUGGAACGUCGAGAGCGGCCAGUGCGUGCGGCAGCAGUUUGGCCACCUCGAGGGCGUGUGGAGCGUCGACGUCGACAAGCUCCGUAUCGUGUCGGGCAGCCACGACCGCACCAUCAAGAUUUGGGACCGCGACUCGGGCAAGAACCUGCACACGAUCGUCGGGCACAAGGCGGCUGUCACGUCGGUCCUCCUCACGGAUCAGUCGGUCAUCUCGGGCUCGGACGACGGUGAGGUGCGCCUGUGGAGCUUUGCGCCCAAGGAGACGUUCUAGCGUCGUCUCGCUCGCACCCACUUUUCCCUUUCCCUCCCCGUCCCUCUUCUUUCAUCAGUGCCCGUCCUGCGUGUUGCUUGCCAAUCUAGACCUUUCGUUCCUC